Molecule: messenger RNA, 864 nt
Organism: Dermatophagoides farinae (American house dust mite)
Lineage: Eukaryota; Metazoa; Arthropoda; Arachnida; Sarcoptiformes; Pyroglyphidae
Source: RefSeq, a predicted model, not a curated record
AUGGGUGAAUUCAAUUUAUGUUAUUACUUAUGCAUUACUUUUUGGCGAAAAACAUUGAUCAAAAAAGAAUCAAACAUAGUAUUACAUCCAGCUACUAAAUCAAAAGUAAAUCUCCAUCUGACAUCAGUGGAAGAAAAAAAUAAAUCAAGAUCGAACCAGAAAAAUGAAACAUCAAAUACUGAAAAUCGAUAUCAGAAAAACUGGCGAAAUCAAAAUUCAAAUCAACCAAGAAAUAAUCAAAACAAUUCGAAUCAAAAUGCAAAUAGACGAACAGGAAGCAAUUUUGGUCAAAGCAGAUGCUCUUUUUGUCAAGGACCACAUCCUUCGUUUGUCUGUAUUCUUCCAAAAGCUGACAAAAAGAAAGCUAUUAUCGAAAAAGGUGCCUGCUUAAAAUGUUUCAAACAAAAUCAUCAAACACAAGACUGUUUCGCCAAAAUUAUAUGCCAAAUAUGUCAAGGUCAACAUUCAUAUUUAAUUUGUGAGAAACCACCGGCAUCCAAUCAACAACAACCGAUUCCAUCCACCAGUGGAAAUCCAGGUUCAUCCAACGCUGGUCCCUCAUCAAAUGUAAUUCGACCAAAUUAUGAUCCAUCAAAUACCAAUUUAACCAGAUUGAAAACACCGGGACUCACAAGAUUAAACAUCUUGCUAAACAAAAAACCAUUCGAAGCACUAUUUGACAGUGGCUCAACCCACUGCUUCAUAAAUGAAGAACAAAGAAAAUCAUUGGGCCUCGAAUGGGUGCAGCAAGGAAAACUUCCGGUUGGUCAAGCAAGCUCAACUUGUCUUGCUCUAGGCAUUGUGAAAAUUAAAAUGCAAAUUGGAGUGAUGAUGAUAAACAAUUAUACAAUUACACAGAAAUGA